Molecule: messenger RNA, 1581 nt
Organism: Australozyma saopauloensis
Lineage: Eukaryota; Fungi; Ascomycota; Pichiomycetes; Serinales; Metschnikowiaceae
Gene: SMP3
Product: glycosylphosphatidylinositol-alpha 1,2 mannosyltransferase
Exons: 1
Coding region: 1-1581 (526 amino acids)
Biological process (GO): GPI anchor biosynthetic process
Cellular component (GO): endoplasmic reticulum membrane
Molecular function (GO): alpha-1,2-mannosyltransferase activity
Source: RefSeq, a predicted model, not a curated record
AUGUUUCUUCUGAACUGGAGAAACAUCUACAUCUGUAGCAUCGGCCUCCGAUUUUUCUUCGCCCUUGCAAACUCAUACAUACAUCCAGAUGAGCACUUUCAAGCAUUUGAGCCCUUGGCGGCUCUAAUUUUCGGCUACAACACCCAUCUUCCGUGGGAAUUUACCGAUGCUUAUCCCGCCAGAAGUAUGGCGCCAUUGUUCAUCGUAUAUUAUCCGAUGAUGCUGCUCGCCUGCUUGGCUGGACUUGGGCCCAUGCAGACAUGGUAUUUGGUGCGGUUGACGUUGAUGGUAGUGUCGUGGAUGGUGACAGACUGGGUUUUGUACAAGAUGCUUCCCACGAAGCAGGAACGGAUCAAGGCCAUAUUUUUUGUCCUGACUUCGUAUGUUCUGUUGGUUUAUCAGUCGCACACGUUUUCAAAUUCUGUCGAGACCGUGUUGGUGAUGGCCGUAGUGUACUUGAUUAAUGAGCUACGGUUCUUGAGAUCUAUACCGAAGGAACAAUAUUCUGUGGCCGAGGUAGCAUACGCGGGACUACUGAUAGGUGCCUUGAGUGCGUUUGGUAUAUUCAAUCGCGUCAGUUUCCCGGCUUUUGUGCUUCUUCCAGCCAUAUUCUUGGUCGGCGCCGCUCUCCAAUGGCCGGUCCUUAUUCCGUGCCUAUUUGGUGCAUUUUCCUUCAUGACUUUUUGCUGUGUGAUUGUAGAUACCGCAUUUUAUCAGAAUAUUCCAGUAAUGACGGUAUUACAUGAGUUAGGAAAGCGUUCAUGGAUUGGCUACACCAUUACUCCACUAAACAACCUCGUAUACAACACUCUGGUCGAUAAUUUAUCAACGCAUGGUCUUCAUCCAUACUAUACUCAUGUUUUGAUCAAUUUACCCCAACUCUUGGGUCCGGGGUUACUCUUUCUCUUUGCCAAAGGAAAAAAUGUCUACUGGAAAACCACCCCGUUUCUUUCUGCAGCCGGCGGUGCGCUCUUUUUAUCGCUAAUUCCUCAUCAGGAACUUAGAUUCUUGGUGCCUACCGUGCCAUUGCUCUGCGCCUGUUUCGAUUUGACAGUUUUUGAACGGUUCACAAAACUCAAUGUAUCUCUUGUUAGCUGGACCUUGAAUUUGUGGCUUUUAUUUAACGCAGCUCUCGCAGUUCUCAUGGGCGUGUUUCACCAGGGUGGUGUUGUCCCAGCGAUGGACUACUUCCACCAUAUGGACUCACAGCCUGCCUCCAUUGUCUUUUGGAGAACAUACAUGGCACCUACUUGGAUGCUUGGUGACACAAACAACUCUACGCAAUUUGCUGUAAUUAACGAUGAUAGCGCACUGCUUGUCUUAGACAAGUCUAAAUUGUACACACUUGUGGAUACAAUGGGAAUGCUGUUUGAGACGCUACAAGAUGUUCUCAAUCAAUCGAAGCAGGCGCUGAAGGAGCUUUAUGUAGUGAUGCCUAUAGCGUCAUUCUCAGAGCUAUUCAGCGAAAAGCAAUACGAAUUGGUUUGGAGUUAUAGAUACCACAUGGACUUAGACCACCUUGACUUCAGCAACUUGGGUAGCCUACAACCAGGGCUCGGGAUAUAUAGAUCUCUUUUGUAA